Gastrolobium bilobum is the source of this 981-nucleotide messenger RNA. RefSeq names its product peroxidase RIP1-like. Gene Ontology annotation, molecular function: peroxidase activity; heme binding. Gene Ontology annotation, biological process: response to oxidative stress; hydrogen peroxide catabolic process. Bases 1 to 981 code for a protein of 326 amino acids. The transcript is spliced from 3 exons. Lineage: Eukaryota; Viridiplantae; Streptophyta; Magnoliopsida; Fabales; Fabaceae. The record is from RefSeq and is a predicted model, not a curated record.
AUGGAUUCUCAUCAUCUCCAAUCUUUCUUUGUGCUUGUUAUGGUCACUUUGUCAACAUUUCUGAUCCCUACCCUUGCAACCCUGACUCCUGAUUAUUAUGACACAGUUUGCCCUCAGGCAUUGCCAAUCAUAAAGGCAGUUGUUAAGCAGGCAAUUAUUCGUGAAAGACGCAUAGGAGCAUCCUUACUGCGCUUGCAUUUCCAUGACUGCUUUGUUAAUGGCUGUGAUGGAUCAGUUCUGCUAGAUGACACCCCUUUCUUCAUUGGAGAGAAGACUGCACUUCCAAAUAACAAUUCAAUUAGAGGUUUUGACGUGGUUGAUGAAAUUAAAGCAGUUGUUGACAGAGUUUGCAAACGUCCUGUGGUAUCAUGUGCUGAUAUCUUAGCUAUAGCAGCGCGUGAUUCUGUUGCCAUAUUGGGAGGUACACAAUAUUGGUACAAGGUGUUAUUAGGAAGAAGAGAUGCAAGAAAUGCAAGCAGGGAUGCUGCAAAUCUCAAUCUUCCUGCCCCUUUUCUCAACAUCUCACAGCUUAUUUCUAAUUUUCAGUCUCAUGGGCUAGACCUUAAAGACCUAGUGGUCCUAUCUGGUGGCCACACUAUUGGAUUUGCCAGGUGCAGUUCCUUUCAGGACAGGAUCUUCAAUGACACAAACAUAGACCAAAAAUUUGCAGCCACUUUGCGUAAGACAUGUCCUCUAGGUGGUGACAACAACAAUUUAGCACCACUGGAUGCGAGUACUCCUGCUAGAGUUGACACCUCAUACUAUACAAAUUUGUUAUAUGGAAAGGGUCUGCUUCAUUCUGAUCAGGAGCUCUAUAAGGGUGAUGGUUGUGGUGAAAGUGACAGAUUGGUUCAGCUAUACAGCAACGACCCUUAUGCUUUUGCCAGAGACUUUGGAGAUUCCAUGAUCAAGAUGGGUAACAUGAAGCCUCUUACUGGGACAAUGGGAGAGGUAAGGUGUAAUUGCAGAAGAGUCAACUAG